AUGUUGGCCCGCGGAGCCUCCUCACUCGUGCAAGCCUCACCCCUCAUAGCGGCCGCGGCCCCCAGCCUGCUGCGCGUCCUCAGAACGCUGCACCAGCAGCCCUUCACCACCAUGUUUGGGAGCCAGGAGGCGGCCACGAGCAGCGGCCCCACCACCUCGGCCCAGGACCUCAAGGAGCACGCAGCCACGCUGCAGGACCGGCUGUGCGACCUGCACGCCCGCUACUCCGAGACCGCCGCGCAGCCGCAGGCGGUCGAGCUGCGCGCGGACUGGCACCACACGUGGCAGCAGCAGGUGCGCCAGGUCAGCGCCACCCAGAGCCAGCUGCGGCGCAAGGGCGUCACGCUGGGCGCGGCAGCCACGCUGAGCCAGGUGGGCCUGCGGCUGGGGCUGGGGCUGGGGCUGGUGAAGGCGGCAACCGACGACCUGGAGACCAGCCUGUCUGCGGUGUGA
Chlorella variabilis is the source of this 453-nucleotide messenger RNA. Its product is annotated as expressed protein. The coding region runs from base 1 to 453 and encodes 150 amino acids. The record is from RefSeq and is a predicted model, not a curated record. The transcript has 4 exons. Lineage: Eukaryota; Viridiplantae; Chlorophyta; Trebouxiophyceae; Chlorellales; Chlorellaceae.